Messenger RNA from Cutaneotrichosporon oleaginosum, 2980 nucleotides. RefSeq lists its product as uncharacterized. The record is from RefSeq and is a predicted model, not a curated record. NCBI's taxonomy places the organism in Eukaryota, Fungi, Basidiomycota, Tremellomycetes, Trichosporonales, Trichosporonaceae. Gene Ontology annotation, molecular function: protein binding.
CCCCCACUUCGGUUCCCCUCCCCCUGGCAUCUUGUACGAAACAACGCCACACAUUCGGCUCGGUCGCGCGACUCGCGACCUUCAUUCAUCUUCCAUCCUUUCUUUUGCAACUUCUCUCCCUCUCUGUCUUUUGACAACAUUCUCAAGCUUUAAUUCACUGGGCAACACCUCGACAAGCUAGCGCAUUCAGUGCACUUGCCCUCGCUCGCAAACGCAAAGCAGGAAGCCGCCGCGAGCAACACCUCUCCGUUGUCCGCCAGAAUGCGCCCUGCGCGACGGGACUUCAACCAAGGGUACCCACCGUCGUCCUUGUACGGCGGCGGGCAGGGAUAUCCUCUCGCUGGCGGCCAGAUGCAGAAUGGCGGCGGUAUGGGUAACCCUCAUCAUCAACAGCAGCAGCAGCAACAACAGCAACAACAAUCAAUGAUGCAGCAGCAACAGAUGCGGGGCGGACAGAUGCAAGGCGGGCAGAUGCAGGGCGGGCAGCAACAAGGGCCAGGCUCUGAUAUCCAGUCUAAUGCCCCCUCUCAGUCCCAACAGCCCGAGAUGAACCUCGCCAACGUCCUCCAUUACCUUCAGAGCGAGUGGCGCCGCUGGGAGCGCGACCGCAACGAAUGGGAGAUUGAACGCGCGGAAAUGAGGGCGCGCAUCGCCAUGCUCGAAGGCCAGCGCCGCUCGGCCGAGAACUUGAAGGUCGACCUCCUGCGCCGCGUCAAGAUGCUUGAGCAUGCUCUGCGACAGGAACGGGCUCAUAAGGCUGGAGGUCGUGCGACUGCCGGCGCAGCACGCCUCCUUGUCCUCCAGGACGAGGACAAGAUGAGCCGCGACGACAAGGAGGGCAGCGGAAGCAGUGAUGGUGGCGAUGACAACAGUGAAAGGCCAGAGCGCCCACCAAAGGCAAACGGCACCCACGCUUCGGGCAUGGCCAAAGCGGCGUCGACGGCGCACCGCCCAGUCCCUGACACGAGCGCGUGGAAGAACCUCGCCGCUCCACCGCGAGACCCAAAGGCGCGCGCGCGCAGCCGCGAGUACCUCAAGCAAUGCCUGCAGGAGAUCACGUACCUAACUUCGCCGGGCGCUCUGAAUCCCCUCCCGGCCCGUGCGCCGGUCUCGAUUGACGAGUCGAACGGAGAGGCUGGAGUCCCUGAGCGUCCGCGCAAGACGUUGCCAGAGCAGCCGAUUCCAUCCAUGGUCGUCAAUGAACCAGAGGCAAAGAGCGAGCAGCCCGCUGCUCCGUCGGCCUCGGCCUCGGGCGCUGCGCCUGUGGAACCUACAGGCCCCACUUCCCAGGCCAUAAGCGAGGCUGCGGCUGCGGCGACCGCUACCACCGUGCAAGAAGCAGUUGCGAAUACCACCAACCGAGAGCAGACCGCAUCGUCGGUCCCAAACGGAUCGGCGGAGGGGAAUGAGACACGGGAAUCCUCGGCGGCAACCAUCGGCGAUGCCCCUCCUUCCUCUCCGGCCCCGCGCACGGUUGCACUGCCUGAGAACGAAACACCUGCAGGCGGGUCGCCCCCGGGGCUGUCUGUCAUUGAGCCGCCAAGGCAGCAGCUCACUGCCAUUUACAAGCCGGAGAGCAAAGCUGCGUGGCGCGAGGAGUUGCGCGCGGCCAAUGAGGCGGCGAGCAAGGUUCCAUGGCCUCCGCGCAAAACAACGGACGAGGAACAGUUGGCCGGCCUCACCCUGAUCGACGAGGACAUCAAGGCGGAGGAGGCUGACGGCGACCGUGUUUGGACGACGCGUCGAGCGCUCAAAAGCCACCUAGACAUCGUGCGUAGCGUUGCUCUUGCCAACGGUCCGGACUUGAUUCUCGCGACAGGCGGAGACGACUGCACUGUCAAGGUAUGGGCGCUCGAUGCACCGAGCGUCAUGUCAUCCACAUACCGCCCUCUUGCCGCAUCCGAGCAAGAGCCCGCUGCCACGUACCGCGGCCACACGGAACCUGUCCUUGCUGUUGCUGUGUCAAGCACUUUGGGACUAGUCUUCUCCGCAUCGGCCGACUCGACAAUUCGCGUGUGGGAGCUGGCAAGCAGAGGGAACGACCCGUAUGCUCCUUACGAUCCCUCAAAGGCUGUCGCGACCCUUGAGGGCCACACAGAGGCUGUGUGGGACGUGUGUCUUAUACCCGCACGGCCGAGCGCCAAUGGAACGCAUGGCACCAAGCCCGGCGCCGAGAGCCAGCUCGUGUCUGUUUCUUCCGACGGCACUGCGAAGUUGUGGAUGGAGAAGGACGGCCGGUGGUCACUACAGGCUUCGUUCACCGACUUUGGUGGUGCAACACCUACAUGUGUUUCGGGCGACAACCAGGACUUUGGCCGGGUGUUGGUGGGGCUCUCGAAUGGUCUCGUCAAACUGUAUUCACUCGAGGAUGGCAGCGUCGUGCAAGAGUUCGGCGAGGAGGGGUCGCAGGUCAACGCCAUCCUCAGCCAUCCGACAUUGCCGCUGGUCGUCACAGGCCACGAGGAUGGCCAUCUCCGCUUUUUUGACUCAAAGACUGGCGCACAGAACUCGAGCCUCCUCGCCCACCCGAAGCCUAUCACGUCGCUCUCGCUUUCCCCCCUGUCGCCGACAUGCGUGUUGUCCGCCAGUGUGGACUGCAGCGUGCGGCUGUGGGACCUGCAGCGCAAGACAUCGCUGCAGGACUUGAAUGGGCAUCGGCAGCGUUCGAACGAGGGCGUGACGCACGUCGCGAGCCACCCCGAGAUGCCCAUCAUCGCGAGUGCCGGUGCGGACGGCGUCGUGCGCAUUUGGGGCGCGGGGUAAGGAGGCGGAAAAGCAUUAUGCUGCCUCUCGCGCGGAGUACGCGAGGGCAACAUCAUCAUCAGCAUCGAGCACCUUUUUUCUAGACUAGUUUAUCAGUGGUGGGCCGCAUCGUCAUUGUCGUGUGCAUGAUGGAUUGUAGUCGCAUGAGUACUCUCUCCUUCCUUGGUUUUUUGAGGGUUGCAGUGCAACCUUGGAUGCAAAGUCAUAAGAAGUUGAA